Sebastes umbrosus (honeycomb rockfish) is the source of this 1941-nucleotide messenger RNA. It is a transcript of the gene bri3, whose product is annotated as brain protein I3. The coding region runs from base 232 to 636 and encodes 134 amino acids. The record is from RefSeq and is a predicted model, not a curated record. Lineage: Eukaryota; Metazoa; Chordata; Actinopteri; Perciformes; Sebastidae. The transcript has 4 exons.
GCAGCUCAUCACAUGAUUCUGCUCUUGUGACAAUCCAGACAGAGAGAAAGGAAAAGAGUUCAUGAGGCGCUGCGAUGACAUAUUACACUGUUAUAUUAAAGGUACUAAAGGACCAGCUGCGAGGAGGGAAAUGGAGUUAAGUUAACCAUAAACCACACCGACUCGGACCAGUUAAAGUGACGUUUUGGUUAGAAAGAGACAAGUUGAGGACGCAGCACGUCGAGGUGAGAGAUGGUGGACAGCAAACCUCUCCUCCAGGACCGACCGCCCGCCUACACCACCGUCCCGGGGGCUUAUGAGUACGGCCCGCAGCCCGGGCAGCAGCAGCCUCAGCCCGGCUAUGGAGCCAUCCCUCCGCCGGCCCCACCGCCAUACCAGUACCCCGACGGACCAGGAUACCCGUCAGCCCAAAUGAACCCCGCCAUAGCCCAGCAGCCGUACCCUGGGACGUACACCAUCAUACAACCGUCUGUAGUGGUGGUGGGAGGCUGCCCUGCCUGCAGAGUCGGCGUCCUGGAGGAUGACUUCACCUGCCUGGGGAUCCUGUGUGCCAUCUUCUUCUUCCCCCUGGGUCUCCUCUUCUGCUUCGCCCUGCGUCAGAGAAGGUGUCCCAACUGUGGCGCCACCUUCGGCUAGAGGGACCAAACUGCAGCUCAUGCACCUGCUCCCAUGCAUACACACACAACACACACACACACACACACACACACCUUCACACACAUAAUCCAGCAUUUUUGUGUCUUUUAUUUUGUUAUCUUUUCUUAAUAUUGCACAUUGCUGUUGCCAUUACGUUACGUACAACAAAAUGAUCAAGAUGAUAUUACCAUGAGUUAUGAUGUUUUAUUAUUAGAGGCACGUGUAGAAAUCAAUUUUCUCCUGCCAGUUGAGGAUAUAUUCUAGCAUCUGUAAGUGUCCAGCUGUUGUCAGUGCCUUCACUACAUGCUGAGUGAUCAUCAGAGAUUCCAUCAGUCAUGAUUUCUCCCGUAGAUUUCGCUCAGUUAUCCGAGGAUCUGAGCAGAUUCCUUCAUGUUUUUUAAAGCCACAAUUAACUGAGACAUGCUUUUUUUUUUCUUUUUGCUGGCACACUGCAUACAUAUUUUCUGCUUAGUAACAUACUCAACACAGCAUCCAUGUAGAUCACUGAUGUAUUGGCUUCUUUCCAGUAAUGUAAACCUUUUUUAGAAAUGUUUUUGGCUCAGUGUGUCACAGGGAAUAACACAUACAACAUCUUCAAAAGAGAAAAAGAAGACGUGUAAAGAUCCUUGAACUGUCCCGGCUGAACCAGUGGACUUGUCUCCGACAGAAAGCCUGUACCGUUUUGUCUGUUUUUUGUUGAUAUUAUUUCUUGGGGCCAUAUUUGCACUGACAGUUUGUUGAUGAUUAUUCUGCUGGGUUGUGCUUUUCCAGGGCCAAUGCAGACCUCAGGUACAUACAAUCUGAAACGCCCUCGACUUUACAACCUCAAUCACUGUUUGACUUCGGACUUGCUUCGAGAGGACUCUUCUCGCGUCAAAGCGCAGACUCCUCCUUUUAACGUGUGGAGUUUCACUUCAAGGAAGCAUGCCGAGAGCAAAAAACAAAACGCUGAAGAAAUCUCUCAAUAACGUGUAUAAUCUCUGGAUUUUCUUAUCUUAGUACUCUGUGACAAGUCACCCUGCCCCAUUCCUCCCAAGCAGACAAUCAAUGGAGAAUGUCUAUGUCCCUGUAUCUGCAGUAUCUCCGUGUCUACGUCUUCCAUCGCAGCAAGAUGUUAUAUAACUGUCCAUGGCAGAAGAAAAAGAGAAAGAGAGAGAACUGGGUGGGAGUUAUUUAAAAAAAAAAAUCUUCUUGCUUUAGAAAACACACUACGCACGCUCUUAUGAUUGAGGUUCUUACUUUUUAUAUAUGAGUUACUGUAAUUAAAAAAAGAAUGCUACUUAUGUUACUUGCUUGAUUUGAUUU